GGACCUUUACAGCUUUGACUCUGGGGUUUACUGGUGUGAGUCUGAGGCAGGAAGGUGCAGCAACAGCGUCAACAUCACUGUGUCCGGUGGGUUUCAACAACAACAGUUUGAACAUGCUAAUUCAGCAGCAUUGGUGGUACGUUCAAGUGCUGCUAACAACUUGUUUCUGUGGUUUUCUUACAUGCAACUUCUUGUUAUAGCAGGGUUUGCUUUAAGGUGGUAGACAAGCUGCUUACACAGUGUUGAACAUGUUUUUGUCUUAAAACUUUAAAAUGUUCAAUUCAUAAAAGUUAAUUGUAAGAUUUGUCUUCAGCGUUCGGUUGUAGUUCUGUUUUCGCCCUCUAGUGUACCUUCUGGUUCCGAAAUAACAAGAUGGCAAUGGCUCACUAAGUGAGUCCAAAAACUGUCGACAAACCAAGUAGGCAACGUCCAAAAAUUGCCAAAAACAAAGAUGGCAAUGGCUAAAAACCAUGAUGCUGAUGGCCAAAGACAGAGACGGCCAAAACCCAUUGAAACCAAUAUAGGGACGCCCAAAUGGCGAAGGCCAAAAACUAGGAUAGCAACAGCAACAUUCGGCGAUAGCCAAAAGGCUCCAAAAACAAAGAUUAUGAUGUCCAAAAACGUCAAAAACGAUGAUGGCCGAAACCAUGAUGUUGACGACCAAACGCAACCACAAAAACGAGAAGGCCAAAAAUCAUUGAAAUCCAAGGUGUGGACACCCAAUGGGGAUGGCCAAAAACCAAAAAUGGGGAUGGCCAAAGACAAAGAAGGCAACAGCCAAAAGCAGUUAAAAACAAAGAUUAUGAUGGUCAAAAAACACUUGAAAACUUGGAAAUGCCCAAACCGCCAAUCUGGAUGCUUUAAAACCAGAAUCCACAAACCAGCAGGUGGCUCUGUGAUCCUGGAGAGUCCUGCUGUUCCUGUGAUGGAGGGAGAAUCUGUGACCCUGAUCUGCAGAAACCAGACCUCCACCCAGUCAGCUGACUUUUAUAAAGAUGGCCGCCUCAUUAGUAGCAGCUCUUCAGGAAACAUCACCAUCCACAGGGUUUCUAAAUCUGAUGAAGGACUCUACAAGUGUAACAUCUCUGAUGGUGGACAAUCACCAGACAGUUGGCUGGCCGUCAGAGCAGCAGUGCGUCCGGAUUCGCCUGCCCCCCCCUCCCUUGUUCUGGUUUUACUUCCUGUGUUUGGCGUGUGCCUCGCGCUGGGCUCUCUGAUGCUGCUCGGCCUCUGGAGGAACCACAAAGGUGAAGAUGAAGCAGACGUUGAUUACACCAAUGUUACCGUCACACAGGAAGGGCUGCCAAUCAGGAUCAGAGAUGCUGACACGGCAUCCACCUACUCCACAGUGAGAACCUGACAGAAACUACAGCUUGAAAAUAAUGAUUGUAAAGACAUGUUGUAAAAGAAAACCCUGUUAACUUUGUUUGUAUGUCAAAUAUAUUUUAAGUCGA
Messenger RNA from Trematomus bernacchii (emerald rockcod), 1454 nucleotides. RefSeq names its product Fc receptor-like protein 5. The coding region runs from base 452 to 1360 and encodes 302 amino acids. Gene Ontology annotation, molecular function: transmembrane signaling receptor activity. The record is from RefSeq and is a predicted model, not a curated record. Lineage: Eukaryota; Metazoa; Chordata; Actinopteri; Perciformes; Nototheniidae. Gene Ontology annotation, biological process: cell surface receptor signaling pathway. The transcript has 5 exons.